Molecule: messenger RNA, 2571 nt
Organism: Elaeis guineensis (African oil palm)
Lineage: Eukaryota; Viridiplantae; Streptophyta; Magnoliopsida; Arecales; Arecaceae
Product: subtilisin-like protease SBT5.6
Biological process (GO): proteolysis
Molecular function (GO): serine-type endopeptidase activity
Source: RefSeq, a predicted model, not a curated record
CCGCGGAUCCUUCGCGGUUACUUUCUACUUUGGUAUUCCGAAUUCUUUCUUGUCCCCAUCCUUCCCUUCUUGCCUAUAUAACAACACCAGGUCCCAAGGACAGCAGAACAAGGCCCAGGGCCGGCCACGAGACUACUCGCUCCCCGAGAAGAUGAUGUUGAGGGUGCUUCUUUCUCUCCCCCUCCUCCCUCUCUUGAUCCUCUCCUUUCUCUUCACGGCCUUCUCUUACAAUCAACGCCAGGUCUACAUCGUGUACUUGGGAGAGCACAGUGGAACCAAGACCACCCAAGAAAUCCACGGGGACCACCAUUCUCUCCUGCUCUCUGUUAAGAAUAGUGAGGCAGAGGCACGGGAAUCUCUUCUCUACAGCUACAAGAAUAGCAUCAAUGGAUUUGCUGCACUGCUCUCCGAUGAGGAAGCUACAAAGCUUUCGGAGAUGGGUGAAGUAGUUUCGACUUUUCGAAGCGAGGGGAGGUGGUCGCCGCACACGACUAGAUCUUGGGAGUUCAUAGGUGAUGAAGAGGGACUGAAAGGUUCGGAGAGGAAUUGGUUGCGCUCCAGAGCGAAGUAUGGCAAAAAUGUCAUCGUCGGCAUGGUGGAUUCUGGUAUUUGGCCAGAGUCUGAAAGUUUCGGGGACAAAGGGAUGGGACCCAUCCCUAAACAUUGGAAGGGAAUCUGUGAAGAAGGAGACGCCUUCAAUUCAUCCCACUGCAACAAGAAGCUGAUCGGUGCUCGGUACUACGUCAAGGGCUAUGAAGCCUACUAUGGCUCUCUCAACACAACAUACGCCUUCCGCUCCCCCCGGGACAACGACGGCCACGGGACCCACACAGCCUCCACCGUCGCCGGCCGGGUGGUCCGCCGCGUCUCCGCCCUUGGCGGCUUCGCACGUGGGACUGCCUCCGGCGGCGCCCCGCUCGCCCGCCUCGCCGUCUACAAGGUGUGCUGGCCAAUCCCAGGUCCCAACCCAAACAUCGAGAACACGUGCUUCGACGCCGACAUGCUCGCCGCCAUCGACGACGCCAUCGGCGACGGCGUCCACAUCCUCAGCAUCUCGAUCGGGGCGGUGGGCACGCCGCCAAAGUAUUCGGAGGAUGGGAUCGCCAUCGGGGCGCUGCAUGCGGCCAAGCACGGCAUUGUGGUGUCAUGCAGCGGAGGGAAUUCCGGGCCGGCGCUGGCCACGGUGUCCAACCUUGCACCAUGGAUGAUAACAGUCGCUGCCAGCAGCAUCGACCGGGCUUUUGAUUCUGCCAUCUUGCUCGGCAAUGGCAUGACGAUAAAGGGUCAAACUGUGACACCAUAUGAACUGAAGGGCAAUGAGUCCUAUCCCUUAGUUUAUGCCGGCGACGCCGUAGUUCCAGCCACUCCGAGCAAUGUCUCCGGGCAAUGUCUUCCGAAUUCUCUUUCGGCAAGGAAGGUGAGAGGAAAGAUAGUGCUGUGCCUGAGAGGGAGCGGUCUAAGGGCGGCCAAGGGAUUGGAGGUUAAGAGGGCAGGGGGAGCUGCCAUUAUAUUGGGGAAUGCUCCGGCUAAUGGGAAUGAGAUCCCUGUGGACUGUCACGUCCUGCCAGGGUCCGCCGUGUCGUCGGAUGAUGCCAUCACCAUUCUGAAAUAUAUCAACUCAACCGGGCAGCCGAGCGCUACGAUAGGCCGGGCCAGGACUACUUUGGACGUGAGGCCGGCCCCGGUCAUGACGGCCUUCUCCUCCCGGGGACCAAAUCGUGUUGAGCCAAAUAUUCUCAAGCCGGAUAUUACAGCACCAGGUUUGAACAUAUUGGCAGCUUGGAGUGAAUCAUCAUCACCUACAAAGCUUGAAGAUGAUCACAGAAGCGUUGCGUAUAACCUUCUUUCAGGGACGUCAAUGUCAUGCCCCCACGUUUCUGCAACUGCUAGUCUCCUCAAGUCCAUGCACCCUCAUUGGAGCUCAGCUGCCAUUAGAUCUGCUAUGAUGACCACUGCCACGGUGCGAAACGCCCAGAAAGGCCUGAUAAAAAAUGCGGCCGGAGAAGUGGCAGGACCGCUGGAAUAUGGAUCGGGCCACCUUAGGCCCACCCACGCCUCGGACCCGGGCCUUGUCUACGAGGCCUCCUACAGAGACUACCUCCUCUUCGCGUGCUCCAGCAUUGGGGUUCAGAUGGACCCCACCUUUCCAUGCCCCGAGAGCCCGCCAUCCACGUUCGAUCUCAACUAUCCAUCAGUCUCUGUCUCCAAUCUCAAUGGGUCCAUCACCGUCCAUAGGACUGUUACCAAUGUGGGCCAAUGGAAGGCCCGGUACCAUGUUUCCAUUGUGGAGCCCAGUGGCGUUUCAGUGAAAAUUUCACCAAAAAUUUUGAAGUUCAAAGAAGGUGAGGAGAAGAGCUUCAGAAUCAAACUCCAAGUAGAUGGAAGCAAAGGAGCACGGAGUGGGGAGUAUGUGGCUGGUUCGUAUACGUGGAGUGAUGGGACCCAUGAUGUGAGAAGCCCUAUUGUAGUUUCUGUUGCCUAGCUUUUGUUUCCUUUUCUCCUCCCCAAGCCUCCUAAUAAUACCAAUUUAAAAAUAGCUCAAGGAACAAAAUUUGCAUAAAGGAAAAAAAA